Pipistrellus nathusii (Nathusius's pipistrelle) is the source of this 1731-nucleotide messenger RNA. Lineage: Eukaryota; Metazoa; Chordata; Mammalia; Chiroptera; Vespertilionidae. The record is from the annotation of a GenBank genome assembly.
AUGAACCCUCCGUUGCCACCCCCGCCCCUGGAGAGUGGUCUCAGGCCUCAGUUUCCCCAGCGGCCCCCGGGAGGAUUGAGCCCCCGACGUCCCGUCUUCAGUGCGCAGGCGCGGGCCUCAGUUUACCUGCGCGCACUUGCGGGCCGAGCCCCCCGCCCGCCCUCCGGCGGCGGCCAAUGGCAGCGGCGCCCCCCGGAUUGGGGCGGGGCCGCAUCACGUGUCGGGAAGAAAGAACUAGCGGGGCGCGGGGCUGGAGCGGCCAUGGCAGCUCCGGAGCCGCUGUCCCCGGCGGGCGGCGCGGGCGAGGAGGCGCCGGAUGAGGACGAGGAUGAGGCGGAGGCCGAGGACCCCGAGCGGCCGGCGGGAGCGAGCGGGACGCGCAGCGGCGGCGGCGGGGCCGGAGCCGGGGGCGGCGGCGGGCCGGGGGGCGCGCUCCCCAGGCGCGCGGUCACGCUGCGGGUGCUCCUCAAAGACGCGCAGCUGGAGCCCGGCGCCGGGGUGCUGUCCAUCUACUACCUGGGGAAGAAGUUCAUGGGGGACCUGCAGCCGGACGGGAGAAUCGUGUGGCAGGAAACGGGGCAGGUGUUCAACUCACCCAGCGCCUGGGCCACCCACUGCAAGAAGCUGGUGAACCCGGCCAAGAAGUCGGGCUGUGGCUGGGCCUCCGUCAAGUACAAGGGCCAGAAACUGGACAAGUACAAGGCUGCCUGGCUCAGGCGACACCAGCUCCACGUGCCUGCAGCUGUCGCCGAUGAGAGCCCAGCCAGUGAAGGGGAGGAGGAGGAGCUGCUGAUGGAGGAAGAGGAGGAGGAGGUUCUGGCAGGGGUCUCAGCAGAGGACAAAAGUCGAAGACCACCUGCAAAGGGCCUCUCAGAGCCUGCCCAUCCUGAGGCCACGCCCCUGGGGAAGCGAGUGGAAAACAAGAUCCGGGUGCCAGUGCGGUACUGCAUGUUGGGCAGUCGCGACUCUGCCAGGAACCCCCAUACCCUGGUGGAAGUAACAUCCUUCACAGCCAUCAACAAGUUCCAGCCAUUCAACGUGGCCAUCUCCAGCAACGUGCUGUUCCUGCUGGACUUCCACAGCCACCUAACUCGCAGCGAGGUCGUGGGGUACCUGGGGGGCCGCUGGGACAUCAACAGCCAGAUGCUCACGGUGCUGAGAGCCUUUCCCUGUCGCAGCCGGCUGGGGGACGUGGAUACCGGGGCCACCGUAGAGGAGGAGAUCUACCAGAGCCUGCUUCUACGCGGCCUGUCCCUGGUGGGCUGGUACCACAGCCACCCACACAGCCCGGCGCUGCCAUCGCUGCAGGACAUUGACACGCAGAUGGACUACCAGCUGCGGCUGCAGGGCUCCAGCAAUGGCUUCCAGCCCUGCCUCGCCCUGCUCUGCUCCCCUUACUACUCUGGCAACCAGGGUCCAGAGUCCAAGAUCUCCCCGUUCUGGGUGAUGCCACCCCCUGAGCAAAGGCCCAGUGACUACGGUAUCCCCAUGGACGUGGAGAUGGCUUACGUCCAGGACAGCUUCCUGACUAACGACGUCCUCCAUGAGAUGAUGCUGCUGGUGGAGUUCUACAAGGGCGCCCCGGACCUGGUGAGGUUCCAGGAAGCCUGGAACCAGGAGCACACCUACCUGGACAAGCUCAAGAUCUCCCUGGCCAGCAGGAUGCCCAAGGACCAGGGCCUGUGCCAUGUGCUGGAGCAGGUGUACAGCGUCCUUAAGCAAGGGAACUGA